Messenger RNA from Zygosaccharomyces rouxii, 321 nucleotides. RefSeq names its product 60S ribosomal protein eL42 (gene RPL42A). The record is from RefSeq and is a predicted model, not a curated record. Lineage: Eukaryota; Fungi; Ascomycota; Saccharomycetes; Saccharomycetales; Saccharomycetaceae. Gene Ontology annotation, molecular function: structural constituent of ribosome. The transcript has 2 exons. Gene Ontology annotation, biological process: translation. Bases 1 to 321 code for a protein of 106 amino acids. Gene Ontology annotation, cellular component: cytosolic large ribosomal subunit; ribosome.
AUGGUUAACGUUCCAAAGACCAGAAAGACCUACUGCAAGGGUAAGACCUGCCGUAAGCACACCCAACACAAGGUUACUCAGUACAAGGCUGGUAAGGCUUCCUUGUUCGCUCAAGGUAAGAGACGUUAUGACCGUAAGCAAAGAGGUUUCGGUGGUCAAACCAAACCUAUCUUCCGUAGAAAGGCAAAGACUACUAAGAAGGUCGUUUUGAGACUGGAGUGUGUCCAAUGUAAGACCAGAGCCCAAUUGAGUUUGAAGAGAUGCAAGCACUUCGAAUUGGGUGGUGAAAAGAAACAAAAGGGCCAAGCUUUGCAAUUCUAA